This is a messenger RNA of Thermothelomyces thermophilus ATCC 42464, 456 nucleotides long. RefSeq lists its product as uncharacterized. The transcript has 4 exons. Bases 1 to 456 code for a protein of 151 amino acids. NCBI's taxonomy places the organism in Eukaryota, Fungi, Ascomycota, Sordariomycetes, Sordariales, Chaetomiaceae. The record is from RefSeq and is a predicted model, not a curated record.
AUGCACACGGCGGGCCUCCAGCCGGAGAAAUGUGGGUUCUCUGUGUGCCCGAAUUUGGACCAUUCCAGGGAGGCGUUUCCGAAUAACAACUUUAGUGGAGGCACCAAAACUAGGUCACAGCGCAGUUGGGGCCGGUGCGCUGUAUACCUUCCAGAGAUUAACUUGUACGAAGAGCUCCAGGACCUCAUGGGUAUCAACACAAUGAAUGGUCUUGGAUUCGUUGCCAGAGGACCAGCGGCUGGUCGGACUUUAGGGUUCUCUGACGUCCCACAAGGGCCAAGUACUAUGCCGUCUAGGCAGACCAGAGGAAAGCAUUGUGUGGCUGAAGUACUUCAGUCGUACGAAAAACGGAGCUGUGAUAUUCCGUUCAACCUGCCGGAAUCGGCCUUCACCGCGGACAAUGCCGCAUCUGGGUUCGCCACGCUCAACGACUUCAAAGAGGCCAAUGUGUGGUAA